AUGAACAAUAUGAAGGACGAAAUCGAACUAUCAGAAUCGGAAAUAUCAGAAUUCAUAGAGAAAGAUGCUGUUUGCUGGCAAAAAGCAAAUGAGAUCGUUGAUGAGGAGGCGCGAGCAAAGCAACAUUGUAAACAGAAGAAGAAGAAAAACACGAUCAAGCCCUCGCUAGCCGAAGGUAGUCAUUCGACGGUAGAUCUGGACAAGAUCGAACAAAACACCAGCAUUACAGUCCAAGACCUUGUUCUCACUGCGCAGACAGCACAGAAGGCGCUGGAUGAUUCGGUCAUCGUGGAUAUCGAGCAAGCGAUUGAAGUAACGGCGGACGGUAUACUGCUCGUGGUACAGCAAACGGAGAGAUGGUCUCGAAUGGCUCGUCGCUUCGGACAUCGUAAGAGCGUACAAGACGCUACAAUCCAUCUAUACGUCCAGGUAAUCUACUUCUUGCAGUCUGCCCGUGAGCAUUUGGAGCGGAGCAAGUGGGCCAGGAAAAGAGCCUCCUUCUUCAACGGAGUUAGAGACGAAUUCGUAUUGAAAGUUUCGAAAUUACGGGACGCCGCAGAUCGACUCGACAGGGCAGCCAAUUGGGAAGGUUUUGAGCACAGCAUGGACCUUCUGGGACAAUUAGAAUUUCGAAUCCCUACAGCGACCGAAAGAGCCGUGGUCGAAGCGUUUGACGCAUGUGAAUCAAGAAAGAAAGGAGAAUCUCAAAAGAACCUAGACAUUACUAAGAUACACAGCUACAUUGAUUCAAUGGCGAAUUUCGUUACCGCUCGCCCAUGCAAUUUUGUUGCUGCAGCGUCCGACGCUCAGCCGAAAUGGCUCAAGGAGAAUCCAAAGUACCAGACAUGGCUGGACAGUCAAUCUGCUGGAAUGUUGUGGAUUGUUGGCAAGCUGGGAUGUGGAAAAUCUGUCCUUGCUCAUCAAACCUGGAGACAUUUAUCUGAAACACUACGUACCAUCGUCACCCAUGCCUUUCAAAGCAACGUGUCCACUCAACAACGAGGACCAAACAGUCUUGCAGCCUCCAUUAUCAGCACUCUUCUUCCGAAAUUAUGUCCAGUGGAUGAAUUCGAAGAAAGUAUCCUCAAGCAGCUUUUCAGGCUGCAGAACCAGUACAAAUCGCAAUUGGAAGAUUGUCCCUUUGAUGACCUCUGGCCUCAUUGUGUUUCACUUUUGAGAAGAAACCCUGAGUUCGUGUUAAUAAUAGACGCCCUUGACGAAUGCAUCUUUGACAACAACACGAAGGCUAAAGAAUUUCAAAGUCAUCUAACAGGCGUCUUGGAUGGGACUAAGGGCAAGAUUCUCAUCUUCUCCCGCCCGAACUGCAUGUUCGAAGUCACAAGCCACCCAAACCUCCGCAUAGAUCAGGUCGAGAUCGCCGCAGCAGACACGCAGUCUGAAAUCAAUACCUUCAUUGAUGCAGCUGCAGCUGAACUACCUUUACCAGAGGAGCUCAAGUCACAAGUUACAACUCGUGCAAAACAGUGUUCUGAGGGAUCAUUCCUCUGGACUGACCUAUUCCUGAGGGAGUUUAUCAAAACCAGAGACAUGGCUACAUUUUAUGCAAAUCUCAAUAAUCCCCCAGAUAGUCAUUGGAGCUUCUACACUAAGAUUUGGAAGGAUCGUCUCGGAGAUAUGAACGAUGAUGACAAAUCCAAGUGUCAAGAUAUCUUCAAGAUGCUGCUUGGUGCCCGAAGACAAUUCAACAUCGAUGAAAUAGAAGAUGCCCUUGAUCUCAUCCCAGGGUGUGGGAAUGGUCACUUUCUGAUAUCGACAUUCUGUCAGCCUUUAAUCGAGGUCCAAGACAGCAAGGUGAGGCUGGGACAUGCUUCUGUCAGGGACUUUUUGCUUAGUGAAGAAGUUUCGGGUGUUGGCUUCUCCACCUCAGACCCCGAUGCAACUUUAGCACAAAAAUGUCUGGAGUUUCUUCUUCAAGCCAUCUAUGCCCAACAAGAUCGUAUAGGUCAGCUCUUAAGGAAGAAUCUUGGUGCCGGUACCUCAGACUCCAGCCAGGAGAAGGGCUUCUAUGAAUAUGCUGCUCGUAACUGGUACAAGCAUCUUACAGCACUCUCAUCUCCUGACAAGCGCUUGUUGAAACUUACGGCGAGGUUUAUCCAGUCCCUGCAAUUCGCUCAUUGGGCUGAGUACUCGAUCACGGACAUGGGGGAUUUCCAAGCCAUUAGAUCAACGGAGAUCAGUUUAACAGUUUGGCGAAAAAGGCUCCCGGACGAGGAUAAGCCUUUGCUGCAUUUGGAGGACUAUUUUGGAAUGUCCUACAGAAGUCUCCACAGGAUCUUCCGGGACAAUGACGGAGACAAGGUGUUGCGAUGGUUGGCUCUGAUGCAGCUCGGAUUUUACUAUUUCGACAGGGGAAGGGUGGCUGAAAUGGCAGAUGUUCGUGAAAGGGUUGCCACUGGACUCACUGAACUUCUAGGGCGACGACAUCCUCUAACCCUUCGAGCUUCCUCGGAUGCAGCCUAUAUCUUUCUGUUUAUCAACAAGCUCCGCAAAGCCCAGAGGAUUUAUGCCGACGUAGCUCAUGACCAGCUCAGCGUGGUGUUAGAAAGCGACCCCAUCCCCUACUUUACACUCAUCCUCAAGUCACAAGCCGAGCAUUUAAUGCUCUUGAAUUAUAAAGCAUUAACGACAUUGACGGAUUCCUUAACUGGCUUCAUGAAAACCACAGGUCCACAGAGCAAUGGUUACCUCAUCGCUCAGCUGUGGUACGCGGUCGCCACUGCAUCAGCGGGUCAUAUUGAACAGGCGAUCAAACUGAUGGAGUUUGUACGCGACAAGCGAAAAGAGCAAUACGGUCCGGAAGACUCCUUUGGUAUCGCUACGCAGAUAUUCGUAGGAGAUCUCCACCGGAAAUUAGGGGCCGAAGAGGAAGCGCUCCUGAACAUCAAACCCGGACUCAAGUUUCGACAUGGCUUCUGGCCCAUCUCCCACUUCCUGACACUCGAUACAGCUCUGGUUUUGGCGAUAACAUACAGAGACUUCGGGAAUGAAGAUGGAGCUGCUGAUAUCAUAGAAGAUCUUGAGCAAAAUGCAGAAUUGGACCAAGAUCAGAAUUUUGUCAGGUUAUGUCAAGUCAAGCAUUUGAGGGCCUUGUUGCUUUUUGAAGGUGGCAACCUCGCCCAGCCCAUCCAAAUGUUGGAAGAAUUCCUCAUCAACGUCAACGAAGAGCGCAACAAUAGGGCUCUGCAGUGGAUUCGACUUGAUCUCGCCUAUAUGAUAAGAUAUAGGGGGGAAGAAGGAGAUGAACAUCUAGCAUGUUCCCUCUUUGACGGUAUUGUUACUGAUCAAUCAAAUGAUCCUGACGGUGAGCCCGAUCCACCGCGAUGGCUCGAGAUAGCAGAGAAGGCACUGAGGCUUGUACGGUUUGGGAAGACUGAUAGUGCAAAUGAGCUUCUCAGGGUGGAGAGACUACGCUGGGCUCAUGAGGAGACGUUGUGGAUGUGGCUUGGUGUACCAGCGGCUGAUACAGGAUGGAUGAGAUUGCCCAAAGGCGUUGGGGAUGACAAUUUACAAUGA
Fusarium coffeatum is the source of this 3534-nucleotide messenger RNA. RefSeq lists its product as uncharacterized. Gene Ontology annotation, molecular function: protein binding. The transcript is spliced from 8 exons. The record is from RefSeq and is a predicted model, not a curated record. Bases 1 to 3534 code for a protein of 1177 amino acids. NCBI's taxonomy places the organism in Eukaryota, Fungi, Ascomycota, Sordariomycetes, Hypocreales, Nectriaceae.